UUCGAGAUCCCCGUCGAUCACCAGAAGCCUCCAGGUCUUCAGAGCGAGCAGAAGGGCCCUGAUCCUGUCAACGAGCACCUUCCCACCGAAGAUGGUGGCUUCCAGCUUUACAAGGCCGCCGGCAAGCUUGAGGNNAGCAAGAAGGCCGUCAUCACUGGAGGUGACUCCGGUAUUGGCCGUGCCAUUGCUAUUCUCUACGCCAUGGAGGGUGCCGACAGCUUGAUCGCCUACCUCGAAGUCGAGGAGAAGGAUGCACAGGAGACCAAGAAGAAGGUCGAGUCCUACGGCCGCAAGUGUCACUUGCUUCAGGUCGACCUCAAGAAGAAGGAGGACUGCAAGAAGGUUGUCGACACUGCUCUCGAGAAGAUGGGUGCCAUCAACAUCCUUGUCAACAACGCUGCCUACCAGAACAUGUAUGCUCUUCCUCACAUGAAGAGAGGAGACACCAUCAUCAACAACGCUUCCAUCAACGCCUACAUUGGACGUCCUGAUCUUCUUGGUACUACCAAGGGUGCCAUCAUCUCCUUCACUCGUGGUCUCCACAACCAGUACGUUGGCCGCGGUAUUCGCGUCAACGCAGUCGCUCCCGGCCCCGUCUGGACCCCUCUCAUCCCUGCAACCAUGAACGAGAAGGCUCAAUCCGAAUUUAGCUCACCUAUAGGCCAUUCUGCUUCCAUCGCCGGACAAACCAUCCACGCCAACGGUGGUGUUGUUGUCAACGGU
Aureobasidium musti is the source of this 723-nucleotide messenger RNA. The record is from the annotation of a GenBank genome assembly. NCBI's taxonomy places the organism in Eukaryota, Fungi, Ascomycota, Dothideomycetes, Dothideales, Saccotheciaceae.